AAGUUUAAAUCAAAUAUUACUUUAUGAGAGGCGGCAUAUGGACCAACAAAACCUCAUCUCUUCUUCAAUCUCAUCCUCAAACUGAAAAACUCUCACUCCGAUGAGUUCCAUAGGCCAAAGCAUUCUGAUGGCCCUCGCCGUCACUCUCAACAAAUUUGCUUCCUCAAACGUUCAAUCCGUUCAGAGAAACCAAGCCAACAAGCCUCGCACCGCCACCGCCACCACCGGUUCUACAAUCGGAAGAAGAGGCCUCCUAUUGUCCGCUGUUGCCGCCGCUGCCGCCACACCUGAAGAAGCCGUGGACUCCAGAACCGAGCUGCUAAAAAGGUACCUCAAGAAGUCUGAAGAAAACAAAGAAAAGAAUGACAAGGAGAGAUUGGAAAGUUACUACAAGCGAAAUUACAAAGAUUAUUUUGAGUUUGUUGAAGGAUCAGUGAAGAAUAAGAACGAACUUUCAGAAGCUGAAAAAGGUAUUAUUGAGUGGCUUAAACGAAAUAAAUGAAAGACCCUUUUUUAGUUGCAUUUGAUAAAUUCAUUUAUAAGUUCUAUUCCUUUCAACAAUUAUAACAAUAGUUUGAAUUCACACCUCUAAUUUAUUUAUAGUUUUAUGAUUUUAAAAAUAAAGCACAUUUAGUGAUA
Messenger RNA from Benincasa hispida (wax gourd), 639 nucleotides. RefSeq names its product photosystem I reaction center subunit N. Lineage: Eukaryota; Viridiplantae; Streptophyta; Magnoliopsida; Cucurbitales; Cucurbitaceae. Gene Ontology annotation, biological process: photosynthesis. Gene Ontology annotation, cellular component: photosystem I. The record is from RefSeq and is a predicted model, not a curated record.